This is a messenger RNA of Candoia aspera, 3260 nucleotides long. It is a transcript of the gene DNMT3B, whose product is annotated as DNA methyltransferase 3 beta. Gene Ontology annotation, cellular component: nucleus. Gene Ontology annotation, molecular function: DNA (cytosine-5-)-methyltransferase activity, acting on CpG substrates; DNA binding. Gene Ontology annotation, biological process: negative regulation of transcription by RNA polymerase II. The record is from RefSeq and is a predicted model, not a curated record. The coding region runs from base 124 to 2487 and encodes 787 amino acids. Lineage: Eukaryota; Metazoa; Chordata; Lepidosauria; Squamata; Candoiidae. The transcript has 21 exons.
GGCGCGGCGCAGGGAGGGUUAACUCGCUGCCCAAGUCAGCGUCGCGCUGGGCUUGUCCGUUUCCGAUUCGAAACCCGGGAAAAAGGCACGCCUGGCGGCGGCGGAGCACACGAACAGGUUAACAUGAAAAGAGAAAAGGCCGUCAGCUGGGAGAUGGAUAGCAAGGAAAAGCUGGCCUUGGUCAACGGAAACUGCAGCGACCCACCCCCCGAGGAGAAAGACGCCCCCCCCAUAGAGGUCAAAGGAAAGAGGAAUAAUGCAGAUGCCAGUGAGGCAGAAAAUGUGGCCUGCAAGGCAAAGGAGAAGAGCAAGGCUGAUGACGUCCCCAAGGAAGGCCAGGAGGUCCCGAUGCGUGGAAGCGCUGGCUGGGAGAACAGCUUGCGGCAGAAACCGCCUCCCCGUAUCGUCUUCCAGGCUGGGCCCACCACACAGGAGAAGAAACCCAAAGAUGACGUGGAGAGUGUAGAAGGUUUCAAAGAGCGCCACAAAAUCAGGCACUCAAAGAGGCUUUCUGGAAGUUCCCAGAUAAAGUAUUUGGAGGAAGAGAACUCAUGGACUUCCCAGCAGAGCAACAGCACCAGGCUCCCAAACGGCUGUGACUACAGAGCAUUGAGAAUGGUGAAAGAAUAUCAGGACGGAAAGGAUUUUGGAAUUGGGGAGCUUGUCUGGGGGAAGAUCAAAGGCUUCUGUUGGUGGCCUGCCAUAGUUGUGUCGUGGAAGGUGACCUCCAACCGCCAGGCGGCUCCUGGCAUGCGCUGGGUCAAAUGGUUUGGGGACGGAAAGUUUUCCGAGAUCUCCGCAGAUAAGCUGGUGGGGUUGAUGGUGUUCCGGGAGCAUUUCAACCGCACCACGUUUCAGAAGAUGGUGUCCUACCGACAAGCGAUUCUUCACGUUCUAGAGGUUGCGAGCAGCCGAGCGGGCAAGAGUUUUUCCAGUGCUUCUGGGGAGUCUCUGGAGGAUAAGCUGAAGCCCAUGGUGGACUGGGCCAUCCAGGGAUUCAAGCCUACUGGAGAGAAGGGCUUAAGGCCCCCCAAGACUCCGGAGGUUAGACCCUUCCCCGCCAUCAUCAUGGAGGAUCUCGCCCCCCCCGAACCUGCCCCCCCACCCAAGCGGCUUAAGGCAAACGGCUGCAGUGGCGGCGGCGGCAAGGAACCGGUGGAGGAGAACCAAACCAGAGAGCGGAUGGUUUCGGAAGCCAGAAAUAACAAGAAGAGCUUGGAAGACAGCUGCCUGUCCUGUGGGAAGAAGAAUCCUGUCACUUUCCACCCGCUGUUUGAAGGGGGGCUCUGCAGGACCUGUCAGGACCGGUUUCUGGAGCUUUUCUACAUGUACGAUGAAGACGGGUACCAGACUUACUGCACCAUCUGCUGCGAAGGAAGCGAGUUACUCCUCUGCGACAAUGCCAGUUGCUUCAGCUGCUUUUGUGUGGACUGUUUGAACGCCUUGGUGGGACGAGGCUCGGCUGACGCUGCCCGGAAGGAAGAGCCCUGGAGCUGUUACAUGUGUCAGCCACGGCAGCGCCACGGAGUUCUGCUGCGGCGGCAUGACUGGCACACACGGCUGAAGGAGUUUUUCACCAACGAGGAAGGGCAAGAAUACGAGGUGCCAAAAAUCUACCCUGCCAUCCCAGCAGCAAAACGGAAGCCCAUCAGAGUGUUGUCUCUCUUUGAUGGCAUCGCUACAGGCUACCUGGUUCUGCGGGACCUUGGCGUCAAAGUGGACAAAUACAUUGCCUCUGAGAUCUGUGAAGAAUCCAUCACUGUGGGAACUGUGAGGCAUGAAGGGAACAUCAAAUAUGUGCACGACGUUAGAAAUAUAACCAAGAGAAACAUUGACGAGUGGGGCCCCUUCGAUCUGGUGAUUGGUGGAAGUCCAUGCAACGAUCUCUCCAUUGUGAAUCCCGCCAGGAAGGGUUUGUAUGAAGGGACUGGCCGCCUUUUCUUCGAGUUCUAUCACCUCCUGAACUACGCUCGCCCCAAAGCUGGAGAAGACCGGCCCUUCUUCUGGCUCUUCGAAAAUGUCGUGUCCAUGAGGGUCAAUGACAAGAGGGAUAUCUCCCGUUUCCUGGAGUGCAAUCCGGUGAUGAUUGAUGCCGUCAAGGUUUCUGCUGCACACCGAGCCAGAUAUUUUUGGGGCAACUUACCAGGGAUGAGCAGGCCCCUGGCGGCAUCCAAGGGAGAUAAGCUUGAACUUCAGGAUUGCCUGGAGUACAGUCGGACGGCGAAGAUGAAGAAGGUCCAGACCAUCACCACCAAGUCCAACUCCAUCCGACAGGGGAAAGCCAAGGCGCUGCCGGUGAGCAUGAAUGGGAAAGACGACAGUUUGUGGUGCACAGAAUUGGAAAGGAUCUUUGGUUUCCCCCUUCACUACACCGAUGUCUCCAACAUGAGCCGCCUGGCGCGCCAGAAGCUGCUCGGGAGGUCAUGGAGUGUCCCGGUCAUCCGCCACCUGUUUGCCCCCCUGAAGGAUUAUUUUUCCUGCGAGUAGGCUGCAGGGGUCCUCUGGUCUCCUCUGAUAACAUCCCCCGGGUGGAAGGAGAAGAGCGAAGCCCCCCCACCCUUGCCCAGUGCUGCCCCUGCCUCUCUCCAAGAGGCAGCCAGCAAAGGAGACCUCUUGCUGCAGAAAGGGUCUUUCGAUCCCUGGUGACUGUCUUCAAAGCUCGCAAGACCUUUGCGUUCCCGUCGUGCCAAAAAAUGUUUGGAAGCCGCAAAGGUAGCGUUCAUCCCUCAUUCCAGGUGGAUGAGAAGCGACGGCUCGGUGGCUGCCUGAGUGAAGGGCAGUUUUCCGACAGGCUGUGAGAAGAAAAUCCAGACUUGAAAUAGGAAGCUUGCAUGAUCCAAUCACUAAAAACUCCAACUGUAGCAUUGAGCCAGCUUGACUUGUGUUUCAUACACUAUUCGCACUGGGAAAAUGGGCAGAUGUCUUUUUUUUUUUAACAUUUUUUUUUUUGAAGAAAGUAAAACUUGUGGGGAAGAGACUUUUAGAGCUGUUCGCAGCAUGAUGGGACAAUGCAAAAAUUCCUAGAAUGGAAUUUGGCUGAAAUAAAACCAUGCCAUCAUCAUACUAAAGGGAGCGAAAUGGAACAAUAACCUUGCGACAUGCAUCUGGGUAUACUUUUAAACUACACUGUGCUUUUAAUGCAGAGAAAAGCAUUCAGGGCAUUUUACUGAAAAGAACACCUUUCUUUUCAGUGUGCUUCAAUUUCUGUCGGACAUACAUUUUUGCAGCUGUGCGAGAGCAUUUGCACAAUCAUAGUCACU